AUGCUACAGUAUCGUGCCAAGAGAAGACCCUUUGUGAUCUCUUUGACAGCAACCAACGACACGACUUUACUACUAUCUCGAACCUUCGCCGACGUUUCCGUUUUGCUUUCCGUUUGCCAAAGUUCACGAGAAACCGUUUUGAAACAACCUUGUUUUGAUGUUGACACCUUUUUCGAUUUUGAGGUGGUCUUGCCAAAAAGUUGUCGCAGAAAAGAAACGGUUGCGCUUUGGCCAAAGAAAGAGAAAGAGAGCCAGUUUCACUCAACACAACGAACAAACAACUUCUUCGACAAACGACAAACUUCUUCAACAACAAAGCAAUGCAUAACGAUGACACUGUUGACGUAUCGUCCACUCUUUGGCCAGCAACCUACCGCCACGGCUUCUUCUAGUCCAUCCAUCGUCUUGCGGCGGUUCAUCCUCGAGCAAGGCAACGGUCAGUUCCUCACUUGGGCCAAGCAACCAUUGAUUUCCAUUCUGCCGUUUCUUAGACAAAAGAAACAGUGUCGCUUUACAAUGAGAAAGAAAGUCUGA
Molecule: messenger RNA, 534 nt
Organism: Seminavis robusta
Lineage: Eukaryota; Bacillariophyta; Bacillariophyceae; Naviculales; Naviculaceae
Source: the annotation of a GenBank genome assembly